AUGGAACAGGGUUCAUCGUCCUCAUCCUCGUCUUCCUCUGCAUCUGCUAAUAAUGGUGGACCCGACUCUCUCAACGCCUUGAAAUUCGGCAAGAAAAUCUAUUUCGAGGGCCGCGGGGGCACCGGGCUGAAGCCGUCUCCGGCGAAGAGGUUGAGGGCUGGGUACGUGCAGGGGGGGAAGCCGCCGAGGUGCCAGGUGGAGGGCUGUAAGGUAGAUCUAAGUGAUGCUAAGGCUUACUAUUCCAGGCACAAAGUGUGUGGUAUGCAUUCCAAGUCCGCAAUGGUAAUUGUUGCUGGGCUUGAGAAGAGGUUUUGCCAGCAGUGCAGCAGGGUAAAGUUUUCUUCUCGGUGGCUGGAUUUUUCAGAUAACCACCACAUUAGCAAAACCGGAGGCUUCAUGAUGGACUUCAGCAACUGCAUGCCCCCAUCCCUCACGGGAGGACUAACAACGAAACAAACCGCCAUGUCAGCAAAAGUCCAUCUCCCAAAGCUAAUAAGCAACCUACAAAACCCUCCGCCAUGUCAGCAUAGUCACUCUUCUCCUGUCGUGUCCGAAUGUCUCGGUGGAGUCCAAGACUCCAACAAUGCUCUCUCUCUUCUGUCAAAUCAGGCCCGUCUUGCGCCGAACAGCAAUUUUCUCGGUCAGCCGUCAGAAAAUCCCAGCACGGCCACUAACCACUUCAUUUGUCCCUCGUGGGGUUUUAAGGGCAACGAGGUUAAUAGACCUAAUGGCAGAGGCUUGAAUGGGAUGGCCCCAGAUUUGGGCUUGGGCCAGGCACCGAAUGGUGGGUACAAUGGAGAGCUCGAGUUGGGCCAGCCGAACGAUGGGGGAUUUCACGAGCUGGAUGUCCAUCAUGUGAAUUGGUCCCUUUGA
Messenger RNA from Striga hermonthica, 873 nucleotides. The record is from the annotation of a GenBank genome assembly. NCBI's taxonomy places the organism in Eukaryota, Viridiplantae, Streptophyta, Magnoliopsida, Lamiales, Orobanchaceae.